GUUCUCUUUCCCCGAGGCUGUCCUGGGGCAGAGGUGACCUUGUGCAUUCUGGGAUCCCCGAGCACCUUUCUGUCAGUGCUGCUGGAGGGUGGGGUCCAGAGCCCGGGAAACAUGCUCCUUUGCCUGUCCCCUGCUUGGCUGAUGAAGGUGCCAGCACCCGGGCAGCCGGGUGAGGCAGCCCUGCUGGUCUCCAAGGCCGUGAGCUUCCAUCCAGGGGGCAUGACAUUCCUGGAUGACUUUGUCCCCCCGCGUCGUGCCACCUACUUUCUGGCAGGCGUGGGGCCGGGGCCUGGCUGGGGCCGGGAGGCAGCAGAGCUUGCCCGCGACCUGACCUGCCCCACAGGAGCUUCGGCCGAGCUGGCCCGGCUGCUGGAGGACCGGCUGCUGACGAGGCGGUUGCUGGCCCAGCAGGGCGGUGUGGCCGUGCCAGCUACCCUGGCUUUCACCUACAAGCCGCCGGGGCUGCUGCGGGGAGGGGAUGCCAGCCCAGGCCUACGGCUGGUGGAGCUGAGUGGCAAAGAGGGCCAGGAAACACUGGUGAAAGAGGAAGUAGGGGCCUUUCUGCACUCCGAGGCCCUGGGUGAUGUCCUGCAGGUGGCUGUGAAGCUCAGUGGCUGGCGUUGGCGGGGGCGGCAGGCACUGCGUCUGCACCAAAGGGCAGAGCUGGGCGCAGUGGUGGACACAGUGCUGGUGCUGCUGGAGAAGCUGGAGGAGGAGGAGAGUGUGCUGGUGGAGGCUGUGUGCCCACCUCCCCAGCUGCCCUCCCCAGGCAGCCCCUCACCUGGCCCCGAGCUGGCUGUGCGUAUCUGUGCUGUGGUGUGUCGGACACAGGGCGACAGGCCCCUGCUAAGCAAGGUCGUGUGCGGCGUGGGCCGCGGGGAUAGGCCUCUGCGGCACCAGAACUCCCUGCCGUGGACGCUGGAGGUGGCGCUGGCCCAGUGCGGCCUGGGCGAGGCGACGCAGGUGGCGGUCGUGCGGCAGCGCAUCAAGGCGGCGGCUGAGGCCGCACUGGCCGCCGUGCUGGCCCUGGAGGCCGGCCUGAGUGCCGAGCAGCGAGGUGGGCGCUGGGCCCACACUGACUUCCUCGGCGUGGACUUCGCGCUGACAGUGGCCGGCCGCGCGCUGACCCCCGUGGCCCUGGAGCUGAACGGCGGCCUGUGCCUGGAGGCGUGCAGCGCGCUCGAGGGGCUGUGGGCCGCGCCGGGGCCGGCGGCCGACGCCGCGGCGGCCGCGCCGCUCGUGGAGACCAUGCUCCGGCGCUCGGCCCGCUGCCUCAUGGAGGGCAAGCAGCUGCUGGUGGUCGGCGCGGGCGGCGUCAGCAAGAAGUUCGUGUGGGAGGCGGCGCGCGACUACGGGCUCAAGCUGCACCUGGUGGAGUCAGACCCCAACCACUUCGCAUCCCAGCUGGUGCAGACCUUCAUCCACUUUGACUUGACGGAGCACCAGAGGGAUGAAGAGAAUGCACGGCUGUUGGCAGAGCUGGUGCGGGCGCGCGGCCUGCAACUGGAUGGCUGUUUCUCCUACUGGGAUGACUGCCUGGUGCUCACAGCCCUGCUCUGCCAGGAGCUGGGUCUGCCCUGCAGCCCCCCGGCCGCCAUGCGCCUGGCCAAGCAGAAGAGCUGCACCCAGCUGCACCUGCUGCACUGCCAUGGCCCACCCUGGCCUGCGCCCUCCCUUCAUGCUGUGCCCUGCUGCCCACUGGAGAGCGAGGCUGAUGUGGCGAGGGCUGUCCACCAGGUUCCCCUGCCAGGCGUCAUGAAGCUGGAGUUCGGGGCAGGUGCAGUGGGAGUGCGGCUGGUGGAGGAUGCGCCGCAGUGCCACGAGCACUUUUCCAGGAUCUCCCGAGACUUGCAGGGUGAGGCCGAUCACCCGGGCAUUGGGCUGGGCUGGGGCAAUGCAAUGCUGCUGAUGGAGUUUGUGGAGGGCACCGAGCACGAUGUGGACCUGGUGUUGUUUGGUGGGCGGCUGCUGGCCGCCUUUGUCUCUGACAACGGCCCCACAAGGCUGCCUGGCUUCACUGAGACGGCCGCCUGCAUGCCCACCGGGCUGGCACCGGAGCAGGAGGCACAGAUGGUGCAGGCAGCCUUCCGCUGUUGCCUGGGCUGCGGGCUGCUUGAUGGGGUCUUCAAUGUGGAGCUCAAGCUGACUGGGGCUGGGCCUCGGCUCAUCGAGAUCAACCCCCGCAUGGGCGGCUUCUAUCUGCGUGACUGGAUCCUGGAGCUCUAUGGCGUGGACCUGCUGCUAGCUGCUGCUAUGGUGGCCUGUGGCCUGCGGCCAGCACUGCCCACCCACCCACGAGCCCGUGGACACCUGGUAGGUGUCAUGUGCCUCGUGUCUCAGCACCUGCAGGCCCUGAGUUCCACUGCCAGCCGCGAGACCCUUCAGGCCCUGCACGACCGGGGCCUGCUGCGCCUCAACCUGCUGGAGGAGGCUCUGGUGCCUGGCGAGUAUGAGGAGCCCUACUGCAGUGUGGCCUGUGCUGGGCCCAGCCCCACUGAGGCCCGCCUCCGCCUGCUGGGCCUCUGCCAGGGCCUGGGCAUCGAUGGGCCCAACUACCCCGUUGCCCACUUCCUGUCUCACUUCAAAUAGCAUUGGGGCCAGGAGGCAGGGGUGAGGCACUGGGGGAGGGCUGUGGUGCCCUCUGCUUCCUGGUGUCCUCCCUGCCUCUCUCCCCAUUGCCCUGUCCUGGCCCCAGUCUGGCCCAUGCCAAUGCCUCAGAUCUGUUCCAGAGUGGCAGGGCCAUUUAGGCACCAAGGCCUCCUGGGCUCAAAGGCCACAGAAGCAAGUAUCUGGGGGCUACUGGGCCCUCUUGCCCUCCCAAAGGUCCCAGUUCAUCCCACAGCUUCCCCAGGACUCUAGCCUUGGAGAAAUGACAGCAGCUGUAUACACACUUUCACCACCACCUCCGCACGUGGAAGUGGGCCCAAACCCAGCCACUCUGCCCCACCCCUCCAGGUCCAUUUCUCUUCCUGCCACCUAGCAGAGGAGAGAACCUGGUUGGGCCCCUGGCCUUGGACAAAUCCCAGGAAAACCUGAGA
This is a messenger RNA of Propithecus coquereli (Coquerel's sifaka), 3038 nucleotides long. It is a transcript of the gene CARNS1, whose product is annotated as carnosine synthase 1. Gene Ontology annotation, molecular function: metal ion binding; carnosine synthase activity; ATP hydrolysis activity. The transcript is spliced from 7 exons. Gene Ontology annotation, biological process: carnosine biosynthetic process. The coding region runs from base 112 to 2589 and encodes 825 amino acids. The record is from RefSeq and is a predicted model, not a curated record. Lineage: Eukaryota; Metazoa; Chordata; Mammalia; Primates; Indriidae.